Limulus polyphemus (Atlantic horseshoe crab) is the source of this 522-nucleotide messenger RNA. Its product is annotated as MAM and LDL-receptor class A domain-containing protein 1-like. NCBI's taxonomy places the organism in Eukaryota, Metazoa, Arthropoda, Merostomata, Xiphosura, Limulidae. The annotation marks the transcript as partial. The transcript is spliced from 4 exons. The record is from RefSeq and is a predicted model, not a curated record. Gene Ontology annotation, cellular component: membrane.
ACUUAACAUUUGAAACAAACAACUUCGAGCAUGCACCUCUGGACCGAGGAAUUCUCGUCAGUCCUAAUAUUCAAGCCUCCAAUUUGACGCAAUGCCUUUCACUUUGGGCCUAUAUGUUUUCUGCUACUCCGGGUGAACCAGUUGGAAGUCUCAUGAUCAAACUUCGACAACAGAACCAGAAUUCUACUGCCAUCUGGCGUCUGAACAAUCAUCAAAACUCUCGAUGGUUUUACGUUCAAGUUCCAUUUUCCGCUGAUGUCAAUACACAGGUGCUAAUUGAAGCAAUCAAAGGGAGUAACGCACGUGCAGUAAUAGCGAUAGAUGACAUCACUUUCACAACACCUCCGUCAUGUUCUGUACUGCCACCUAAAGCCGAAACCAAUGAAGGUGACUGUUCUUUUGACACCAACAUGUGUAUGUGGACAGUGGUAGACUCACAAGAACAAGCUCGACAUUGGAGUUUACCAAACGACCAGAAUCGGCCAGCAGCUAUAAGAGAUCAUACGUUCGAAGCUUUAGGAG